Molecule: messenger RNA, 3272 nt
Organism: Xyrauchen texanus (razorback sucker)
Lineage: Eukaryota; Metazoa; Chordata; Actinopteri; Cypriniformes; Catostomidae
Exons: 9
Coding region: 88-2265 (725 amino acids)
Biological process (GO): regulation of transcription by RNA polymerase II
Cellular component (GO): transcription regulator complex; PcG protein complex
Molecular function (GO): RNA polymerase II cis-regulatory region sequence-specific DNA binding; DNA-binding transcription factor activity, RNA polymerase II-specific
Source: RefSeq, a predicted model, not a curated record
AAGAAGAAGAAGAAGAAGAACUCGGCGAGUCAACGGUCGAAGUUGGAGUCAAGACUGUUUGUUAAGCUACUAUUUUAAAGGAAAGAAAUGGAGUCUGUCCCGCCACUCUCUUCUCUACGUCUUCUGGUUCCUCCUCUGCGUCUCACAUCCGCACUCAUGUGGCAAAUUGUUCAGGAUCAGAAUGUGGAGCAGUAUGGAAAACUGGAGGAAUUUGUUUCUGUGAUGACAAACCUGGUGCCAGAACUGUUGAGUAAACGGCAGAGGGCAACUCUUAUAGUAGGGCUGCGAGCGAAGAUGAUUCUUGAGAUGUGUCGAGGUGAACUUCCAGCAGACCUUCAGACUGUCAAAUCACACAUUCACCGCAUUCAGACCACUGAUUUAUUAAAGGUAAGUGACUCAGACAUGGAAAGUUUACAGGACAGUGUACUUCAGCUUGUCCUGAGCUUGCUGGGAGACUCCUUCAAAAGACAACACUUCUUUCAGGAGAUAUUUCCAGUGGAGUACGGUCCUGACUUUGAUAAAGCACUGCAAGUCCUUGUUGGCUUCUUCCUCUCCAGAUUGGAACAACUUCUGCCUGUGCCAAACUUCAAACAGCUUUCAUUAUUGCUCAGCUGUCACCUUGGGGAGUUAGAUGCAUGUGUGGACUCGGUUUGUAAAUCAGAGAAUCUGCUCUAUUUGCUGCAAACAGAUGUCUGUGGGACUUUGGAAAAAAAUGUUCUUCCAUCAAUAGUGGAGGAUCGAAUUGUGUGCUCAUUGUCGUUGCCUCCUCUUGGGGACUUGGCCGUUGUAAGCCAGCCCAGCGACGAUGAUAAGUUACAGCUGCCUGUUGAUUCUGAAAACCUGCCAAUCCCAGAACCCAUUGUGGUCAAGCAGACUGAUACAGAAGAUCCAAAUGUCCAGGAUGUGGGGUGCAGCUCCAGUGACUCAUCAGAAGGAGACUGUGAUGGAGAAAAGGUCAUGAACUCAACUCCAAAUGAACCGCAACAGAGUAACCUGGAAGAGCCAAGUGUACCAUCAUCAGCCAGUGAUGCCCACGGAGGGGAUUUAAUUUUUAAGGCAGCAGUGCCCGUCCAGCACCCCCCUCUAGAUACCUUCCCAAAGACGCCUUCUAAAGGCUUCCAUUAUGCUGGCAGGACCGUUCAUAAAUGUCAGCAGUGUACCAAGUAUUUCAUCUAUCGCUCUGAUCUUGUAAAGCACCAGGAAUCUCACACCCCGGCAAAGGCGCAUCAGUGCCCUCAGUGCGGGCUUGCUUUUGACAACCCAACACAACUGGCAUCACACGGUAAAGGCUGUAAGUCCAGAGUCUUUAAAUGCCUCAGGUGUUCAGCCCACUUUACUUCUCUCAAGACCCUGUACAGACACAACCGAGUACACAAAGAGAAAACCACCCACAAAUGCCCUGAAUGUGGACGGAUAUUCACCAGUCUGUCGCAACUGGUCGGUCACCGGCGAACUCACAGAGCUCCCUCCAUUAAAAGGAGCUAUGAUUGCAAAGAAUGUGGUGAGACGUUUGGGUCAUACCGAGACAGUUUGAUCCACCAGAAGAUCCAUAAAGCUAAAGACGUUCAAUCGUCUAAACAAGAACGGCAGCCAGGAAAGUGUCGCUUUUGCGACUUAACGUUCAGCGUUGACAGCGAAUUACGAAGCCAUCUCAAAAGUCAUGCGGAAUUCCGGCCGUAUAUAUGUGACCAGUGUGGGAAGUGCUUUUCGGCCAACAGCAGUCUGCUUGCCCACCUCUCGAACCACACGGGUGAGAAACCUCUCCUAUGUUCGCAAUGUGGAAAACGUUUUUACAGCAAAAUCCAAUUGAAGUCGCAUAUGAGAUGUCAUUCGGGUGAACGGCCGCACAUCUGUCCGUACUGUGAGAAGCAGUUUACCUUGUCUGGGAAUUUGAAGAUUCACAUCAGAAUUCACACUGGAGAGAAGCCGUACGUUUGCCGCCAAUGCGGAAAGGGAUUCGUAUCUGCUGGAUGCUUGCAAGUGCAUAUACGCUCCCAUACGGGCGAAAAACCAUAUCAGUGCAAAAUCUGCAACAAGAAAUUUGUGGUUUCGAGUCACUUGACGGCACAUAUGUGCUUUCACACAGGAGAGCGUCCGCACUGUUGUUUGCAGUGUGGGAAAAGGUUCAUCCGACGAUAUGACUUGAGCAAACACAUGUACACUCAUAUUGGAAAGAGGCCCUUUCCAUGCCCCCUGUGCCCGAAGGCUUACACAUGUCGCACACACUUGAAUCGGCACAUGAAGAGCCACAGCGUUGGACUUUAAAUCGAUUUGAGUGCCUCGUGUGGAGUGAAACAUCAAUGAUUUCAUCACAUUUUCUCACCCUAUUGGCGUUCCGAACCUGUAUGGCUUUCUUUCUUACUUAGAAUACAAAAGGAGAAGUUUAGCAGAAUGUUUACGCUACUCUUUUUUUUCAUACAAUCAAACUGAACAGUGACCAGUGGCUGCCAAGCUCUAAAAGCACCAUAAAACUUAUGCGCUUUAAAUGAGUCUUCUGAAGCCGUAAAAUAGCUUUAUCGUAGGAAAAGACCAAAAUUGAAGCUGUUCACCAAAGUUCUCAAAUUCACAUUGACAUAUGUUCAUAUUUGGCACAUGACGACAUGUUAAGCUAGGUCUAAUGUCAAUGAUGGCGAAUGUGUUUGUCUCCAAAAAUCACGACAUGCUAAAUUUGAAUAUCCACAUAUUCAACCUGUACGUGAGAUUUGAGAGGAUUUUUUGUGAAUAUCUUUUCACCUGUUUCUCACACAAAGCUAGUGUAUGUCUUCAUAAGACUUGGAAUGUAGCGCAGAAGUGGCAUGAACUAUUGUUGGUACUUUUGUGGUGCUUUUUUUGUUGUCAUUCCCAUCCACUUACAUCAUAUGGAAAACUGCAGUGUGAACUUUCUCCUUCUACAACAUGAACGUUUCUUUUUGUUGUCUUUGGAAGAAACUCAUAUGGGUUUGGAACAACAUAAGGGCGAGUAAUUAAUGACAGACAUAAAAAAGAAAUGUGGUGAAAUAACUUGAACUAGAACAACUUAAACCGGAGUCCUGAAAUCGGUUUGGACUGUUAAUGUGUAACCAUGGAUAUUUACUGUAGAAAUCUAGUCUUAGAGACCAAUGUGCUUUUUAUUAUUUUAGAUAUGUUUUUCAUUUAAAUUUAGCAUGAGCAUUAGUCGUCAGUAAGCAACUAUGAAUGAAAUAUGCUGAAUGUAUAGCCUCAUACUAAACAAUAAAUGUGUUGUAAAUGUGUCCCACAUCACUUAACAUGGGAAUUAAAAAUCUCAUAUGAUU